This is a messenger RNA of Haemonchus placei, 837 nucleotides long. NCBI's taxonomy places the organism in Eukaryota, Metazoa, Nematoda, Chromadorea, Rhabditida, Trichostrongylidae. The record is from the annotation of a GenBank genome assembly.
AUGUCGGGCGGUUUUGAGCCGUUCGCCCUUUCUGAAGACGAUGUGCUGAAGCUUAUUGCUACUCAAGCCCACAUCGGUUCCGCUAAUGUGGACUUCCAGAUGGAGCAGUAUGUUUACAGGCGUCGUUUUGAUGGAACAUAUAUAAUUAAUCUGAAGAAAACUUGGGAGAAGCUCCUCUUCGCCGCUCGUGCUAUCGCUGCUGUUGAAAACCCCGCUGAUGUCGUCGUUGUGUCGGCUCGGCCAUACGCCCAGAGAGCUCUACUCAAGUUCGCUGCCCACACUGGUGCUACUGCGAUCUUCGGCCGAUUCAGUCCUGGAUGCCUUACCAAUCAGAUCCAGAAAUCCUUCAAGGAACCAAGACUUCUGGUUAUUUCUGAUCCUCGUGUGGAUCAUCAGGUUGUCACUGAAGCCUCAUACGUCAAUGUACCCGUCAUUUCUUUCUGCAACACAGAAUCGCCAUUGAAGCUGAUCGAUAUCGCUAUUCCGUGCAAUAACAAGGGAGAGCAAUCUAUCGGACUUAUGUGGUGGCUGUUGGCUCGCGAAAUCCUAAUUCUUCGUGGGAAGAUUUCACGUCAGACCGGAUUUGUCCUUGAUGAUAAGGAGAUCAUGCCUGAUCUCUACUUCUACCGCGAUCCUCAGGAGUCCGAGAAACAGGAAGCAGCUGAGAUCAUGCCGGAAGUUAAGCCCGACUACGAAGUACCAAGCGAGGCCGUCGAUUUCACUGCUCAACCAGAAAUCAAGGAUUGGGCUUCGGAAACAGCUACGUGGAAUCCAGGAAGCAAGCCAGGAGACGCCGCUGGUGAGUGGGGAGCUGGCGCACCGACGACUACGUGGUGA